Molecule: messenger RNA, 5562 nt
Organism: Closterium sp. NIES-65
Lineage: Eukaryota; Viridiplantae; Streptophyta; Zygnematophyceae; Desmidiales; Closteriaceae
Source: the annotation of a GenBank genome assembly
AUGGUCGUGACGCGUCGUUCUCGUGGCCGCCCGUACCGCCCGCUCUUCCCGGACGGCAAGCCCGCGCAUCUGCGUCAGACUAGAUCUGGGGAACUCACGGCCGAGUGCUUCACAGAGUACAUUGACACCUUCGACUUGGAUCACUUCAGCCACAACAAGUCUGCCAUUGUACUCGUCGCGAGCGCAGCUCACGUGUCCCUGGACCCCGCAUGUGACGAGAGCACACUCUGCGGAUUCCGUGUGCAGGAGCUCACGUCAACGAAGAUAGUUCAUCUCGAUGGUGCCGUGUCGACGUACAACCUUCCGUGGUUCAACGGGGUGGUCGAGAUGUUCAAGACCAUUUUCCGGUCCCGCUACAUCGACUUCAUCAUAAGGGACGCGACAUGGCUGUCUAAGGGCGCAAUGCCCAUAAUUGUCUUUGAGAACGUACUGCUAUGCUUGGGGUCUGCUAGCGACUGCACCCCUUGCAGGGCUGUCCACCUCUCGUGGGCAAGGUCUGGGAUGUUGCCCAUGGCGUGGAGGUCGCUUCUCCAUCUGACGGAUUAUCCUGCAACUUGUGUCACGGUGGAGCCACUCGUUUCCCAACUCGUCCGUCUGCAGCUACUGAUAAACCCGUUCAAAAAGGGCGAUACUGCCAUGAUGCAAGCCACCGAAUACGCGUCGUGCGACACCCGCAUUCUCGCCAUCAUCGGCCGGGACGCUCCCGUCGCAGACGUCGUAGCGGUGGAGAUUACCGCUCCGUUGAUUAUGCCAGCUGGGUCGAGUCUGCACGACCCUCGUAGUCGCCGCCGAGUAGUGCGCACCGUGACUAAGACGUACAUACGUACCGCGGCGCAACUGGGCAUUCUUCCGAGGGAUUUUCUCGAGCGCACUGGUCUAUGCAACGACGACGUCAUCAACGGGCUCCGUCGCACUCCAACUAAGCGGGCUCGACUGAGCGGUGCGCGCCUGGCAGUGCCUGGGUAUAGCGACAGCGAUGGCUUAGACGGAGCUAUGCUGCGACUUCUGAACAUCCGACGCCCGCAUCUGCCGGAUGGCAAGACAUGGUUUCCAUUGGACACCAAAGCCUACGUCUACGCGACGCAGUUGAACAGGGCGUUGCCGAUGGGAAGAUCCCCGUGUGUUUUCGAUCUCGACUACCUUGCCAUACCGGUUAUUGCAAGGAUGUUGUUUCUACUUCACAAGGCUCGUCGCCCGCUCGGCGACCAUCCGUACGCUGCGAAGGCCUUGAAGGACGCCAAGCGCAUAGUCAUUCAGGGUAACAACACCGACUGUGGAGUGUUCGUGUGUAUGUACCUGAACGGACUGGUCAACACGGGAUUCAAGACGGUGUUUACCUGGGUGUCAUGCAACGGCGUCACAUCACGCACCUACAGGAGAGGCAUGCGCAGGGAUGUGGCCAGUCAUGCAGUGGGGGAGCUGUUUGUGCAGCUGUACAUGGAGGAAGUCGAGGUGCCGCCCCAGCCGCAUGCGCGUGUAGACGACGACGACUGCAUGCUGUUUCCAACGGAGGACGAGGUCAGAACGGACCUGGCGCAGCUGUCCCGCGAUAGGAACAGCAUGGAGGUGGAUGGUGUCCUCAUGGCAGCCGCCGUGAUGAGUAUCGCCUCAGCGCUUGGUGUUAACUUCCCGUACACUGAUGGCGCUGGCGACGAGCAACAAAGGGGACACGUCUCUAAGACUGCCAAUCCGAAGACACCAGACGGGACGCCCGUGAAGGGUCAUGGUGCCGGCGGCCGCAUGCCAAGGACCAGGGCCACCAAGGUGAAGGCAAGCGGUACAGGGGGUCUGGUGAAACGUGGGGGAACGAGCGGGUACACCGGGGUGUGGUACGACCUCCGAGUGCGGAAGUGGUGCGUCAAAAUCAUUGCAGGCCCGGAAACUGGGAAGCAGGUUCGCCUUGGAGCGUACUUGAAGGAGGAGGACGCGGCGUAUGCGUACGCCGCUGGCGCGUUUGUGAUCAGACGGAAGGACCACUUCCCCAAGAUGAUGUCAUUGUCAGAUGCGGAGAUGGCUGCACUGGAGGGGGCUAUCGUGGAUGACGUUAGGCAUCUUGUACAGAAGCGCCAAUGGUACAGGUGGAGGGAGUGGCGUAAAGCCAUGGACUACAUUGGUGUACUGCCAGGAACACCCUUCAAGCCGGAGCCAGGUGCGGAGUCGCCUCCAACGAAAGCAGAGGCAGCUGAUAGCGAUACUCGAGAUGCUGAAGAAGAUGAGGAUCUGGUGAGCGAGGAUGACAAUGGGGGAGAAGACAGUGAGGGGGGGAUUGCGUGCACACAGGCCCAGGGGCCCGGCCCUUCCCCCACGCUAGCACUCCCAAUCCCCCUUGCUAGCGUCCACUCCCCUUCCCCCACGCUAGCACUCCCAAUCCCCCUUGCUAGCGUCCACUCCCCUUCCCCCACUCUAGCACUCCCAAUCCCCCAUGCUAGCGUCCACUCCCCUUCCCCCACUCUAGCACUCCCAAUCCCCCUUGCGAGUGUCCACUCCCCUUCCCCCACUCUAGCACUCCCAAUCCCCCUUGCUAGAGUCCACUCCCCUUCCCCCACUCUAGCACUCCCAAUCCCCCUUGCUAGCGUCCACUCCCCUUCCCCCACUCUAGCACUCCCAAUCCCCCUUGCUAGCGUCCACUCCCCUUCCCCCACUCUAGCACUCCCAAUCCCCCUUGCUAGCGUCCACUCCCCUUCCCCCACUCUAGCACUCCCAAUCCCCCUUGCUAGCGUCCACUCCCCUUCCCCCACUCUAGCACUCCCAAUCCCCCUUGCUAGCGUCCACUCCCCUUCCCCCACUCUAGCACUCCCAAUCCCCCUUGCUAGCGUCCACUCCCCUUCCCCCACUCUAGCACUCCCAAUCCCCCUUGCUAGCGUCCACUCCCCUUCCCCCACUCUAGCACUCCCAAUCCCCCUUGCUAGCGUUCACUCCCCUUCCCCCACUCUAGCACUCCCAAUCCCCCUUGCUAGUGUCCACUCCCCUUCCCCCACUCUAGGACUCCCAAUCCCCCUUGCUAGUGUCCACUCCCCUUCCCCCACUCUAGCACUCCCAAUCCCCCUUGCUAGCGUCCGUUUCCUCUCCUCUCCUCCAGGGCAGGGCGGUCCCAUUUUCCCUCUCCUCCUCUCACCCAUUGUGACACUAUCCCAAUCCCUCUCUCAUCCUACUGCUCCCUUGCACCACCAUCCAUUUCCCUCUCUAUUCUCCCUACCUCCCUUCGCAGGGCAGUCCCCUUUCCCUACUCCUACGCUCAUCCGUGGUGCCUCUGUCCCAAUCCCGCUCUCACACUUUUCCCUCAUGCGCUAUUGGCAGUCCCCUUUCCCUACUCCUACGCUCAUCCGUUGUGCCUCUGUCCCAAUCCCGCUCUCACACUUUUCCCUCAUGCGCUAUUGGCAGUCCCCUUUCCCUACUCCUACGCUCAUCCGUUGUGCCUCUGUCCCAAUCCCGCUCUCACACUUUUCCCUCCUGCGCUAUUGUUCUAUUCACCCUUUCCUCUCCUGUCCCCCGUUGCAGGGCGGUCCCAUUUUCCCUCUCCUCCUCUCACCCGUUGUGACACUGUCCCAAUCCCGCUCUCAUCCUACUGCUCCCUUGAACCACCAUCCCUUUCCCUCUUUCUUCUCCCUACCUCCCAUCGCAGCGCAGUCCCCUUUCCCUACUCCUACGCUCAUCCGUUGUGCCUCCUUCCCAAUCCCGCUCUCAUCCUUUUCCCUCAUGCGCUAUUGUUCUAUUCACCCUUUCCUCUCCUGUCCCCCAUUGCAGGGCGGUCCCAUUUUCCCUCUCCUCCUCUCACCCCUUGUGACACUGUCCCAAUCCCGCUCUCAUCCUACUGCUCCCUUGAACCACCAUCCCUUUCCCUCUUUCUUCUCCCUACCUCCCUUCGCAGGGCAGUCCCCUUUCCCUUCUCCUACGCUCAUCCGUUGUGCCUCCGUCCCAAUCCCGCUCUCAUCCUUUCCUCCCCACCAGUCCCGUGAGUCCCAUUUGCCCUCUCCUCCUCUAACCCCUUGUGACACCGUCCCAAUCCCUCUCUCAUCCUACUGCACCCUUGCACCACCAUCCCUUCCCCUCUUUCUUCUCCCUACCUCCCUUCGCAGGGCAGUCCCCUUUCCCUACUCCAACGCUCAUCCGAGCGUACUGGGCACGGACGUUGAGGAUGCUGCCGUUUUUGUGCUGGAGGAGGACAUGUUGCCCAUCCCUGAGGAGGACGAGGGUGAAGAGGUAGAAGAGAACGAUGCAGAAGCCCUCGAUGAUCAGAUACAGCCAAGCAGCACCCCUGCCAGGGUGGGCGCGACUCAGGAUGAGGCGCGCGUUCACGGGUUGGAUGAGGCUGAGCACGUCGCUGUCACUGAAGAGCAUGCGGAGGUACCAGUCGGUGCGCCGCAGGAUGAGGGCGACACGGUUGGGGUGGGGGGCGCAGAUUCCACUGCUGGGGAGGCCGUGCAUGAGGAGUCAAGCCCAGCCAGGAUGAGGCGUGCGUUCACGGGUUGGAUGAGGCUGCGCAUGUCGCUGUCCCCGAAAAGCACGCGGCGGUACCAGUCGGUGCGCCGCAUGAUGACCGCGACACGGUUGGGGUGGGGGGCGCAAAUUCCACUGCUGGGGAAGCCGUGCAUGAGGAGUCUACCCCUGCCAGGUCGGAGUGUGGAGGGGAAUGUGAAUGUGCAGGAGGAGGGCGGCAGCAUCGCUGAGCGUGGCAGCGGUGGAGCCGAUACUGAUGCGACGGGUGGUCCUCAUGCAGAUGGACAGUUUACGGAGGAGAGAGGAGGUAUGGAGGAUGUGCAGUGGGACGAUGUGAGUGAGAUGUUCGGUUACGACCCACACCCCGUCCACGGGGUCCGUCCGUGCUCCGAGACGUCUUUCCUACUCAUACAGGCCUCCAUCUCGUCUAGCGAUCGUAUCGUGGACGCGCCGGCGGACGCGCCGGCGGACGUGCUGGCGGACGUGCCGACGGGGGCGGACCAAGCUCAACCUGCAACUUUGGGAGGCUCGUGCGAUGAAAACAUCAACCCGACAGAGCAGCAGUUACCCCUCGGGCAGGAAAGUGUAACCGAUGCUGGUGCACGGGAGAUCGAGAGCACUGUGGUGGGGAGCGGAUCGAGGCCUUGUCGGUGGCAGGAGCGGGGUGUUGGUAAACGUAGUCAUGCUGAUAUGUUGAAGAUGGCUACGGACGACAUGGGGAUGGAUGAGGUCGUGACGGAGGUGAAUGUAGGACAACGGUGGAGUGUUCACUUCCAUCACUGCAUGGUGCGGGCCGCGACUUUGGCCCGGGAUGGACGCCCCAUGUCAGCGAAAGACGUGGCAGACGAGUUGGCGCUUUGUGCUGACCAUUGGGCGGGUUUACAUGCAGGGUGUGACAGGGGUGUUGUUCCCCCGCGCUGUGUGCGGGACAAAUGGGGAGAGGAGAGCGCCAUCUACCCACCUGGCUCGCAGACCCAUAUUGACUUGAAGAAGUGGUUGGAGAAGCACUGCAGCGAGGAGGUGAUGAGACCAUACGUGUUAGGGGCUGGGAGUUGCACAUCUCCCGCGUUGAGACCACGCCCGUACGCCACAAACGAGUGCGAAGAUUGCCACAGAGGUGGGUGA